AUGGAGAUAAAGUUACAUGUAGAGAUCAUCUCCCAAAUACUCAAGGAGGCGUGGAAUCACUCGACGGCCGCACAUAGAUCGACAUCAUUAGUAGGUUGGCCCGACUUUAGAUGGGCACUGUCUCUCGGUAUCAACAAGCGAGCAUUCAAUCAGGUAAGAUGCAUGAACACAGGUCUGGUGCUCCGAGGCAAUGACGGCUUGCAAAGCCUCAUUAACUACCUGCUUGAUGAUCGUCACCUAUCACCGUUCUCUCUGCUGCCGACCUCCCUCACGCACCUGAAGAUAAUUGGUCUGGACUGGAGGAACAGCGCCACCGAUGCCAAUCAGAUCCUCCGCUCGGACGACCCCGUCGGCUAUGUCCUUCUGCAUGAGAGAUUUCAAAUGAUGGUCAAAGAUGCUGGCUCACUCGUUGCCUGCAGGCUCUGCCAUCCAAUGCUCGCAGUGCUCCUUACAAGAUUGGCUGUCAUUCACUUAACGAGCUUGAGAUAUGCAUGGGCGACAACAUUCAAGAAGAUGUCAUGGACAGGCUCCCCUCGCAAGAGUUUGGGACGAUGUUCCCUCUGCAUCGCUUAA
Acytostelium subglobosum LB1 is the source of this 573-nucleotide messenger RNA. RefSeq lists its product as hypothetical. The transcript has a single exon. The record is from RefSeq and is a predicted model, not a curated record. Lineage: Eukaryota; Evosea; Eumycetozoa; Acytosteliales; Acytosteliaceae. The coding region runs from base 1 to 573 and encodes 190 amino acids.